AUGAUGUCCGCUGCCGCUGCCGCGAUGGAAACGCGAUGUGAAUUCGCUGGUGCUGUCCGAAUGCGUUUCUACUACCUAGGUCCUCCACCCAAGCCGGAGCCUGACGCUCAGAUCGGGCGCGCUUCCUUGGCGCAGGGCACAGCCGACGGCGGUGUGACUGCGUUGAGCUGCGACAUUUUGGUCUCGAUGGAGGAGAAGAUCGCCGUCUGCUGCCAUGCGAAUUCUCGUGGCCGCUGGCUGGCAGCACCGAGCCGCGCCCAGUUACGCGCGCAGGCCGUCUGUGAGCUCAGCGGCUGGUCAGGCGGUCAGGCCGGGCCUGCUGGCCAGUCUUUGGGCCACCGGCGAUGCAAGCGUGCAAAAUUGACGGCAGCAGAUGGCAGAGCUUGCGAAUUCGACGCAGCGGAGGCUGAGUUGAGAGGCUCGACGAGUGGCGCGCGUCCCGACACUAUGGGAGGCCACGCCGCCACCUCUCCUCCUUCUGCUCUCCAUAUCGUCAAGGUACUCAUAAACGUAAGCGUCUACACCAGCCCUUGUCGCAUCGAACCCGCAUCGGUCUGCUCGUCACUGCUGCGCAACUCUCGCCAUCUCGCCAUCUCGCAUUCAGGUACGCCAUCGCCGCCAGCACCCAUCGACUCGCACUACCUGAAAGCGGCUCAGAAUCGCCACAUUGCAUCAUUCGACACUCGCUCGCACCAAAGCAUCCGGAUGAUUCGCCACCGCCACGCCAUCGCUCGACAUUCUGGACCGACCUUGCUUGCGCCCUUGGCCAUCCAUCAUUCACAGAUUCCCACUUGA
Messenger RNA from Moesziomyces antarcticus, 795 nucleotides. RefSeq lists its product as uncharacterized. The record is from RefSeq and is a predicted model, not a curated record. The transcript is spliced from 3 exons. NCBI's taxonomy places the organism in Eukaryota, Fungi, Basidiomycota, Ustilaginomycetes, Ustilaginales, Ustilaginaceae. The coding region runs from base 1 to 795 and encodes 264 amino acids.